Messenger RNA from Cariama cristata (Red-legged seriema), 866 nucleotides. RefSeq names its product ras-related and estrogen-regulated growth inhibitor-like protein. Bases 214 to 495 code for a protein of 93 amino acids. Gene Ontology annotation, molecular function: GTPase activity; GTP binding. The record is from RefSeq and is a predicted model, not a curated record. The transcript has 3 exons. NCBI's taxonomy places the organism in Eukaryota, Metazoa, Chordata, Aves, Cariamiformes, Cariamidae.
AUCUACACUAAACACUUAUGCCUGGAUGGGAGGCAGAUACACUUGGAAAUUUAUGACCCUUGUUCACAGCAGGGGAAGCUCUCCCUCACAGACGAGCUCCACUGGGCUGAUGGAUUUAUCAUUGUUUAUGACAUCAGUGACAGAGCAUCAUUUGCAUUUGCAAAAGCAUUGCUGUACAGGAUCCGAGAGUCUCACAUAGGAGCUUGUAAAAAAAUGGUCGAGUCAUCAGUAUUUUUAGUUGGUAAUAAACAGGAUUUAUGCCACAUGAGGGAAGUUGGCUGGGAUGAAGGACAGAAGCUGGCAACAGAUAACAAGUGCCAAUUCUGUGAACUGUCUGCAGCAGAACAUUGUCAGGAAGUUGUGGCAAUGUUCACGAAAGUCCUGAGGAAUAUCACUUCAAAUUUCAAAGUGAAGGAAAAGAGACGACCAAGUGGAUCAAAGUCAAUGGCCAAGUUAAUCAACAACAUGUUUGGAAAGAGAAGGAAAUCUGUGUAGAAGAUGGUUAGUCUUGAAGUAAGAACAAGCUGAAAUAAUGGAGCACAGGCAGCUCUUGGGACUCAGCCAAUUUCCUCCAAAGGUUAAUGUCUGGAAGAGUAAGACAGUAGAAACCAAAGGCAGGAGAUAGUAUGGUCAAGUGGAUAGGGACUAGACCUAGAAGACCUGACCUUCUAUUUCCAGUUCUACUACAGAUUUACUGUGUUAGGGCUAUGUCACUUAAACUCUAAGCUGCUCAUCUCACCCUUUAUCUCAAGUUCUUCAGAGGAGAAUUUUAGUCUGUAUUUAUUCAACACCAACGUGGUCUUGGAUAGAGCUUUUAGGUGCAACUGAAGUAUAAACAGUUAUUUCCAAUAAACUCAGCCUUGCUG